AUGAACGACAUUCUCUCGUUGUCGAACGUGACGUCAGCGUGGAACCUGAGCGACGACGACGACGACGUCGGCAACCAGACGACGCGUCACCGUGUCGACCUUGGCGCGGCCGUCAAGAUCGUUCUCUACUCGAUCAUCUUCGUGCUGUCGAUCACCGGAAACGCGCUCGUCAUCGUGACCCUCGUGCAGAACAAGCGCAUGCGCACUAUCACCAACGUGUUCCUACUCAACCUGAGCGUCAGCGACCUUCUCCUGACCAUCUUCUGCAUGCCCUUCACGCUGACCGGUCACCUGCUGCAGGACUGGAUAUUCGGCGGCGCCAUGUGCACGCUCAUCAUGUACUUCCAAG
Molecule: messenger RNA, 349 nt
Organism: Priapulus caudatus
Lineage: Eukaryota; Metazoa; Priapulida; Priapulimorpha; Priapulimorphida; Priapulidae
Product: cholecystokinin receptor type A-like
Exons: 1
Biological process (GO): neuropeptide signaling pathway
Cellular component (GO): membrane
Molecular function (GO): neuropeptide receptor activity
Source: RefSeq, a predicted model, not a curated record